UGCAGGGAAACCAAGGAAACAGGAAACAAAUUGCUUGAAAAUUCAAUUCUCUAAAGUUCUAGAGGCAAUACAUACAGAUUAAAAGUUUGAUAAAGAAGGUAAAAGAAGUCUUCGUAAGGGGAAAGUUUUGGAAGCACUGACGGUGUUAAAAAUGUCGACUUCGUUCGAUAAUUUGGUGGCAAGGAAGGGAAGUCCAACGCAUAGCCUGCGUAGUGGCAGCACUGAGGCAUCGGGCUCGAAUAGAAGCGAGACUCGAGAUCUUUCUCGACAAACAGCCCAACAACAAAGAAUUAGUCAACGCCGCGCGAUCCAAGCAAGAAAAAUUGUGUUUUUGGUCCUGAUUCUGCUGCUUAUUCUCGGCGGACUUGGCUAUGCCAUCUACAGAGUUGUUAGCAACGAUUCAGACGAGACAACAACAACAAAAAUAAAACUGGAUGAAAAUGACAAGAAAACGACGACCAUCAAGACAAGUUCUAUACACGAGAUGAAAAAGGAAACAUCUGUUUUACAAGAAUCAACAAGAACGGUCAUGGUGUCGAAAAAGAAAGAAAAGCGGUACAGUACUGAUCACAUUACCUCAACAUUCUCGACAGUAAAACAAGCUCUAGGGUCGGAUCAAGGAACAACCUCAAUUUUAAAUGCUCAUGCGACCCCGAACCUUCAGUCGACCAAAAUGCAUGAAAGUUCAUAUAUCGCUCAAGGAAAUCAGGCAAGUUCAUCUGCUGCACCGGAUAUGAAGUCCAGUCUGGAUAACAUGGCCCAAACGACAAAUAAUGGUAUACAAACGCCAGCAGCUGGUGAGCAUCCUUCAAGUGACUUUAUUAGGAAAACCAGCAGUACGAAUCUAGGACUUAAGAUUACUAAAACAACAUUGCAUCAAAGUUCAAAAACCAAACAAGCAAUUCAACCAACAACAUCUGUGGAUCCAGCCAAAUCUUCAAAAAUCAGCAAUGUUGAACAAGUUAAUACCAGAGAAACAAAAUCCUCAAUCAUGGUUACGGAAAAAGUUAAGCUCACCACAACGAAAAACUUAAAUCUUAAGGCAACCGAAACUAAUCUUCCUUUCCUUUCGGACUCAGUCACAAAAGUUACCCCAGAAAACGAAGGAGUUACUUCUAAAGUGCUGCCGUCGAUACAAUCGUCGAUAUCUGCUGUGAAAAAUAUGACUGCCUUGUGGAACGUUGAACAUGCGACGUCUACCAAUGUCCUGCCUCUGAUUUUGCAAACAAGUAAUGCAACAACGCAUAUGACAUCCAGUAGUAUCCUCGGCCAAUUACAUAGUUACAACGUUACCACAACGAAUCCCCUUCAUGCAUCUGCCAGCGCUGUGGUUUCUGUUGUAUUAGAAAAUGGGACCAAUUCCUCCUUGGGCGAUAGCGGCAUGGCAGCUACAACAAUUCAACCAAGUAAGACCUUUGUAACUCCAGUGGUUUCGAGCUCAGUGACCAUCCCCCCUUACUAUCAUCCAUGGAGUAACUGGACAACAUGCACGCGAAAAUGCGGUGGUGGUUACAUAUAUCAGACCCGUAAUUGUUCGGAAGAGGGGCAAUGUGGUGGUCUGGGACCAAGUGUAAAUACAACCAUCUGCAACUUACAUAAAUGCAAUGAGACAGUAUUUGAUGUUUCGCUUAAUUUAACUGGUUUGGAAUGGACCGAUGAUUUCCGCAACACAUCAUCUGAGGCAUAUUUGGAACUCGUAGAGCAGUUUAUGAAGGAGCUGCGUUCACUUUAUGGACCAAACGUAACGAUUCAGGUUGACAACAUAAGCAAAGGAAGCGUCAUUAUUUCAUUUACCAUCACCUUUGCUACAUCAAGCCAUAUCAAUAACCUAACAAAUGCAAUUAAUGAAGGAAAGAUUGGCAACCUCUCCGUUUCUCUGGUGGAGAUUGUUAACAAUAUUGUGCCAAGAGAACCAGAUUUUGUUCUGGUCCACAACACCACGACAAAUUCAACGAUGAUACAAUGGAACAGGAUUCAGCCAAGCAAUGCAAACGGAAUUCUUCUUGGCUAUAAAGUCACCUUAACACCUGGCAAUGCAAGCUGGACGUUUCAUAGUAAUGACGCAACUUUAGUGAGUGUUUCCGAUCUCAUUCCUAAUACAGAAUACACAGUCAAUGUUUUUGGAUACAACGUCAAUGGCGAUGGAGAAAUGAAAACCGAAACAUUCAAAACAAAAGAACUCCCCCCGUACUUUCUGCUCUGGGGUGAAUGGAGUAAUUGCUCGCGUGACUGUGGUGGAGGUGUGAUGUCACGAAAUCGUACUUGUUCAAAAGAAGCCAUGUGUUCACAUCUGGGAGAUUAUCAGGAAAAGGAGUUUUGUAAUGUUAAAAAGUGUAAUGAAACAACUUACGACGUCAGCCUGAAUAUGACUAAUGUCGAGUGGACAGAUGACUUAUACAACACAAGUUCAAAAGCAUAUCAAGACCUUCUAGCAAAACUUUUGGAGGAACUGAAGAAGAAAUACCCAAAUGCAACGUUUGAAGUUGAUGGCAUUACGAAAGGAAGUGUACUUUUUCUCUUUAAAAUAAAAUUCAAAGAAGACACGGAGACUGACGCAGAAAGCCUAUCCGACGAUCUUGAAAAUAAUGGUCUCGGAAAUUACACAACCACGGUUAAUAAACUUGAAAACACAAACCUGCCACGUGUGCCACCUGGUUCAAUUGAGGUUACCAUGGUAACUCAUCACUCAGCUGUAAUAAACUGGCUAGCGAUCUCCGAUGAAGACUCGAACGGAGCAAUCCUUGGUUAUAAGAUCAUACUGAUACCUGGGAUUAACAAAACAGUGGAGUUUAACGAGUCCGCUAAGGCGUCGGACACUGAAUUUAAGCACGUUCUUGAAAUGCUCACUUCAAACACGACCUACCGGUUUCAAAUUUAUGGAUACAAUAUAAAUGGUGAUGGUCCUAAAAGUGAAUCAGUGAUUUUCACAACAAAAGUGCAAAUACCAAAGGUUGUCUCGGCAAAUAUCUCCGAAAUUACAACAACUCGUGCUCUUUUCUCCUGGCAAAGAAUAAUCGACAAUAAUGAGACGUAUGGUAUUCUAACUGGGUACAAAUAUAUCAUCAAUCACCAACCAGGGCAAAGUUUUGUAGUCACCGCACACCAAAAUGAAGCUUAUUUGGAUAAUCUCCAGCCAAACAUGAGCUACGGAGUACAAGUCUUUGGAUAUAAUCAUUUUGGCGACGGUGUAAUCAGCGAUCUAUUUAACUUCACUACAAGAGUUCAAAUACCAAAAGUUUCUGAGGCAAAGAUUUCUAAUAUCACGAGAACUGGUAGUGUGUUUUCGUGGAAAAGCAUUAUGCACAGUGAAGAAUCCUAUGGUGAAAUUUCUGGAUACAAGAUAAUUAUAGUUUCAUGGCAACAUGGAUCCUGGAACAUGACAGUUUUCCCAAAUGAUAGCUUUAUUGAACUAAACGAUCUUCGCUCUGGAACUAGCUACAACAUAACAGUUCUUGGUUUCAAUGAGUAUGGCGAUGGAAUUAUUAGCGAUAUUCUUCAAUUCAAAACGCGAGCUCAGAUCCCAAAAGUAUUGGGAUUAAGUAUUUCUCACAUUACGAGAACCAGUGGUGUGUUUUCCUGGAACACUCUGGAACACAAUGAAGAAACCUAUGGUGAAAUAUCUGGCUAUAAGAUUCUUAUAGAUUCUCUUGAGCAUGGUUCCAAGAUUCUGAUAGCUCGCCAGAAUGAAAGUCUUGUUGAGCUGCAAGAUCUUCACUCUGGAACAAGUUACAACAUAACAAUUUUCGCCUUUAAUGCGUAUGGUGAUGGACCUUUCAGCGACGUUCUCGAAUUAAAAACGCGAGGCAUCAUCCCAAAACCAAGCCUAGUUUCAGUUUCCAACAUAACAACAGCAACGUCAAAGCUUUCCUGGAUUUCGAUCCCACCCAACACUGAAACAUAUGGCAACAUUGACGGUUACAAGAUUAUCACACGUGUUGGGUCUUUCGUCAAUAACACGAUUAUUAGAGAUGUUACAUCUACUGUUUUAAGAAACCUUUCAUCCAAUUCGACGUACUGUUUCAAUGUUGUUGCAUUCAAUGAAUUUGGGGAUGGAUUACCCAGCGACGAGACGUGCUUUACGACAUUAGUGGAAAAAGAAACUGUUAUUUCGAGCUCUUCCCAACCCGAGGCACUUGUGAGUACAACGAUGACAGGAAUGAAACCAAGUAGCAGUGUGAUAGCUGAGAGUAGCAUUUCACAAAUACAAGCAUAUUCUACACAAUCAUCAUCCGCUAUGACAACAGUUAACGAUGUGUCUUCGUCGAUGGUUAUGAUGCCACACUCCUCGUCACCACCCAUAUCAUCACAUUGGUCCAGCUCGUCGUUUAUUUACAGAUCUACAGAUUCACCAGCACUCGCAUCGAUCGACACAAAAUCAUCGUCAAAUGUUGCUUUAACCACUGUUAAACUAACUUCUACUAUUGAAAAUCCAGUUACGACGCCACCGUCCAAAACUACGUCUCCUCAGGAAGCAAAAACAUCCACCAUUAUUCCAACAAAGCCAAAGACGGCAAUCUCAAGCGUCGUCAAUGCGACGGACGUUGAAUACAUUGUCGGUAAAAUUCGCCUAGUCAACGAAACAUUCACCUCGGAUUUAAAUAACCCAGAAACAGAAGCUUUUAAAACUCUUGCAAGCCAGAUUGAAAAGAUGCUUGCAGAUUUUUUCCGCUCCCACAGUCUUGUAAUCGUCAGCGUCAAGGUGAUAGAAUUUCGACAAGGAAGCGUGGUCUUUGACUUCUACGUCGUAACUCAGAAAUCAAAUGGAUAUCAGACGACAAAUUUUUCAACAGUCCUCCAGCAAGCUAAGACCAGUGGUGAAGGACUGCAAGGCCAACAGUUUGAUUUUGAUCCAACCCAUUUCUCCACAAAGCAAGUCGAGCCUACAAUGGCACCAACGUUAGCGAGCGAGGCGAAUAAAGGGUUACAGAAGAAUGACGAGGAGGAGGACGAUGCGUUGAUUGUCGCUGUGGUAAUUUGUGUUCUUCUGUUCCUUGGGGUAGCUCUGGUCGCCUUUUACGUCGGAAAGAAAAAGAAUUGGUUUAAGAGAGGAAAGAGGAAGAUCGUUCCCGAAAACGAUGAUGAUGAUGAUGACGACGACUAUGGCGACUAUUCUCCGCCCACAAACGAUAAGGUUCGACUGAAAACAGCCCGGGCUGGAAGAAGAAGUCAUGGGGCGAGAAUAAAUGAGGGAAACACCACAACAGAAUGUUAAUAUAAAGUAAUAUUUAUAACCAUUUUAAGAAUAACAUGAGACGAUUGUUGUUGACCAUUCUCCAAGAGAAAAUAGGCUAAAUUCGUUUCAAAUAAUUCAAUUGUUGAAGGUGGGCGGCAACUUUCAUAAUUUGCAACAAAGAUACCUGGCCACAAAACCUUAGCUUUUUUGUAGCUGCAUUAGUUAGUCUUUUUGGAUUGCAAAAAAUGAAAAUGAGCCGUCAAUAAUUUUAAAAUCUCACUGUUAUUCCUGAGCUGUCUGAGUAGUUAGUUUAAUUAACUACUCUUAUUCCUAUAAAUUCAUAUUAAUUCGAAAUUAGGUUAAAACCACUGUGUAUCUCUAGGAGGAUGGUAGCAAUUAUUAUAUAAGGUUGUUUUCGUAUGAUUAUAAAAGGUUUAUAGCAACGAUACAAAAUGGAACAGGUGAUAAUGAAUGCACGUUCUUUUACCAUACGGAAAUCACAAAUGACUGCAAAUGUGAUGAUAUUAAGCAGUUUAAAGAGAUCCUAUAAUUAUACAGCACUGAUAUGAUAUAUCUUAAGCACAAGGGCCCAGUCAAAACACGUUUAUCAUUCAUGCAAUCUAUGCAUGAAUAUUAAAUUAUUACUAUAAGAAUAGUUUAUAAUAGCUAAUAGUUUAGUUGAAAAGACUUUAAUGCAUGGCAGUCUGCUGAGGCUGAAAAAACUCACAUUAAAUUAUACUAAAAGUGAAAAUCUAUCCCAUAUAUUACAACGAUUAAAAAUUAGAA
Dendronephthya gigantea is the source of this 5959-nucleotide messenger RNA. RefSeq lists its product as uncharacterized. The record is from RefSeq and is a predicted model, not a curated record. Gene Ontology annotation, molecular function: protein binding. Bases 152 to 5212 code for a protein of 1686 amino acids. NCBI's taxonomy places the organism in Eukaryota, Metazoa, Cnidaria, Anthozoa, Malacalcyonacea, Nephtheidae. The transcript is spliced from 19 exons.